UCGUUUGUUGUCCAUUCACGAGGCUAUCCUGGGAAAGCUCAGUCGUUUCCUGAAACACCUGUUCCUGUGUGGGCUUGACUUCGCCAGAGUAUAGGAGCUCUUUGAAAGGAGGACGCGGAGGCAGAGAGAGGAACAGCUGGCCAAAGAACAACAAACCGCUGCACGUCCGAGAAUAGAUGCUAACUGAGGGGUAUUCCAGGUGGUGUUCUUGUGGACAAUGUUCCACUAUGCCAAAAGAGGAGGAAUGCCUUUGUUGCUCCGAGUGGGAUUUGAGGCCAGGAGAUACACGUCUGGAUGUCUCCAGAAUUACUGUCUCACAACUCAACCGGGCUGUUUUUUUCGUGUCCCAAAAGUAAACUGGAAGACCCAGCCAAAGCCUGCAGGACCGAACAGGCAACUUUCGAUUGACCAAUUAUCCACCAUGUCCCACACUGUUCCGCCGAUUCUUUCUGUUCACCCCACCCGAGCUCUGGUCGAUGAGAAGUUCAAGGUGGUGGUGGAGAGCCUGCCUCCAGGAUCUCCAGUCACACUUCACUCCCUCCAUCAAUCUGAGGACAAGCACUACUGGGAGGCCUACGGACACUACGUCAGUGAUCACAGAGGAAGAGUGUCUGUUGCAGAGGAUUUGAGUUUUGGGGGCACGUACACAGGAAAAGAACAGAUGGGUUUGUUGUGGAGUAUGCGUCCCGUCCCAGGCAGCCGUCAAGCCCUAAGGUUGAGAAAGAGGGACGUCUGCAGCCCCCUGCUGGUCAGCAUCUCCGUCUACAGCGGACAUGUAACUGAGGGCUUCAGGGAGCAGUCUCCUCUGGCCUCGUCACUCACAGAGAGGUGGUACAUGGCUCCAGGGGUCCAGAGGAUCAAUAUCUCAGAGACAGGAGUACGAGGGACCCUGUUUAUACCUCCAGGUCCUGGACCCUUCCCUGGACUGUUGGAUAUGUGGGGAGGUGGUGGAGGGCUGAUAGAGUAUCGUUCGGCCCUGCUGGCGUCCCAUGGUUACGUUACUUUGGCGUUAGAUUAUGUUGACGCUGGUAUGCAGAUGUCAGCAGAAGAAGAGUUCAAAUAUUUUGAGACAGCGUUAGCUCUCAUCAGGGACCAUCCUCAAGUGAUGUCGGACAGAGUUGGAAUAUUUGGUCUUUGUCUUGGCUCUGUUGUGACCAUCUAUUUGGCAGCUGAGAGCAGAGUUUUCAAGCCUCGCUGUUGUGUUUGUGUCAGCGGCCACCAUCUUUAUAUACCUGGAGCGUCAUUCAGUGAAGUCAAUGGAUUGCUGUACAUUAGGAAUGCCCACAAGGAACGUUUGGAUGAGAACAACCAUUACAUAUGGAGAGACAUGUUUCUACCAAUCACCAAUAAUUCCGCAACGAAAGUGGAUGUGGGGAAAAUAAAGUGUCCAGUGUUGAUGGUUAACGGCCUUGAUGAUCUGAACGUGCCCGCGGCAGAGUGUGCUGAGGAUAUGGCCCAGAUGAUGCGUGCUGCAGGGAACGAACACCUGCUGACCAGAGUUGAAUAUCCCGGUGCCGGACACCUGAUUGAGCCGCCCUAUAUGCCUCACUUCAGAGUUACUAAUUUUAGAAAAAUGGACACAAACGAGAUAAUUGUAUUGGCGUGUGGAGGACAAACCAAGCCCCACUCAGACGCUCAGGAAGACUCCUGGAAGAAGAUCUUAGCUUUUCUGGAGCAGCAUCUCUACGUCAGACCAACCCUCCAUGCCAAGAUGUGAACAACUCCAGAAAGCAGAGAUCAUCCACCAAUCAGUGCUGGAAAACCAAAAACCGGUCAUAUUGGUUCCUCGCUAAGCGGACCAUGUGCCUUUCUUCUGAUGAACUGAAGUGCACAGAAUAUAUGAUCACACUAGGCUGAUUGUUUUGGUCAAAUUCUAUCUGUGAUUUUACUAAUUGUGUUCACAAAGCCACAUCAACCUUUGAGAUAUGGCUACAUGUGACAGUAAUAUUAACUUGUGUAAUGUCUGGGCACGUCCAACUGGUAGGAGGCCCCAGGGCAGACCCAGAUUACAUACAGUAUCUCAUCUGGCCUUUUCAUUAUUUUGUAUGUAUGUCUGUAUGUAUGUAUGUAUAAAAAAUAUACAGUGGUGGAAAAGUUUUCGGACACCCCAUGCAUUUGUGAAAUAUUGCAUUAAGAAUCACUCUUCAAUCAGGUCUUCAAGUGCAAUUUCUUUUAGUACAGUCACAGCCAAAAUACUAAAUAAAUCCUAAAAAAGCCAUUAAAAACUUAAAAUUGAUUGGUUCCAUAAAAAUACAUAAGAAAUUUUGAGUAUUGGGUCAUUUUGGUACCAGCGAUGAAGGUCGUUCUUUUUAUUAAAAGACACAGUUUUUGUUGCCAAGCUUUGUGUCUACAUAAAGCCAGCACAUUUGAAAGUUCUUCAGACACAAAAAUGGCUAAAACAAGGAACCUAACGCAGGAAACACGCCUGAAGAUAAAGAUUCUCAGCCAGGAAGGGUACAGCUGCCGCCAGAUAGCCAGGAAGUGCAGAUGCAGUCCUUCAGCAGUUGGAUACACUCUGCAGAAACGAACCAACAGCUUGGAAGACAAACCAAGAUCCGGGCGUCCAAGGGUUUCUUCAGCAAGAAAUGACCGCAUCCUGAUCCGCAUGUGCAGGCAAAACCGCUGAAUGACAUCACAGGAGCUUCAGCAGCAGUGGUCAAACCAAACUGGUGUCCAGUGUUCCACCCGCACUGUACGUGGCCGACUUUUAGAUCAUGGCUUAAGGUCCUACAAGGCUAUCAAGAAGCCCCUGAUCAACCCACAUGCUCCCUUCUGCGCGUGCACUGUUCCGUCGAGGUAAAAACUGGAUGUUUCAACAAGAUAAUGCCCCUUGCCACACAUCCAAGGCCAGUAGAACUUGGCUGCAGGAGCACAGUAUCCAGGUCUUAGAGUGGCCAGCUCAAUCCCCGGACAUGAGCCCCAUUGAAAAUCUGUGGUGGAUUAUCAAAAGGUCUGUUUCAAAGCAUAAACCAAAGAAUUUAGAAGAAUUAAAAGCAGUGAUUCAAGAAGAAUGGGACAAGAUUACCCCUCAACAGUGUGAAAGGCUCGUGGGGAACAUGCCAGCCAGGAUUAGAGCUCUACUACGUGCCAGUGGCAGGACUACUAAAUAUUAAUUUGAUGAUGUGAUGGUUUAUUUAUUUUUUGUUCAGUUUUGAACACAUUCUCUGUUAUUUGUUGACUUUGAUACCGACAAUGUUGAGAACUGACAUAUUGAAACUGUCAAGAAUUUAGUUUUGUUAGUUUUUCUUGUAAACAAUAAACAAAAAAAUAUAAUUUGUAUUUGUUUGUAUCUGUCUAAUGCAGCCACACCUUUUGAAACACAAAAAAGAUUUUUCCACAAAUAUUUCAUGAUAAUAUUUGAGAUUGUGUAAAAUUUUAAGGGUGUCCGAAAACUAACAUUUUUUUUAUUUAAUGUUAAAUGGCCUUUUUUCUUAAAUCAAGGUUUUGUACACUAAUUAAAUGAAUGAACUUUCGAAAUGCUUCAGCCUGCUUUUAUUUCUUUUAAGAUUAUUUUUGGUUUAUGAUUUUAAAGUGUACUACUGCUACUGAAUGUAGGAUUGUCAGUUACGGUUUGUACACAGCCUCGCCAGUGACAGAAAAACUAAAAUCCAACACAUGAUUAUCUCUGGUUUGACGUUUCGCCUCUCUACAUUUGCUUUUUUUUUGGCGCUGUGUCUCUUUGAUACUUACAGUUGGCACCAGGUCUACAAUUUUUUUGAUA
Epinephelus fuscoguttatus (brown-marbled grouper) is the source of this 3721-nucleotide messenger RNA. Its product is annotated as peroxisomal succinyl-coenzyme A thioesterase-like. The coding region runs from base 218 to 1717 and encodes 499 amino acids. Gene Ontology annotation, biological process: acyl-CoA metabolic process; fatty acid metabolic process. The transcript is spliced from 13 exons. Gene Ontology annotation, molecular function: fatty acyl-CoA hydrolase activity. The record is from RefSeq and is a predicted model, not a curated record. Lineage: Eukaryota; Metazoa; Chordata; Actinopteri; Perciformes; Serranidae.